GGCGGAGUCGGAGGGAGGAGCGUAUUGUACAUGAGAUGAUCUGUAGCAGGCGCUGUACACAUCCCCGCUGCUCAGCACAAUGCCGCGUUAAUACGAGCGCUAUCAGUGCGCCCUGCGCUUCACUCUCCUCGGCUGUUAUUUGCACAGCGACAUGCUGCCCUGGAAGAAAAGCAAAUUCGACCUGAUCGAGGAGGAUCCGAAGCAGGGGAAGCAGAAGGGCUAUGCGGUGAGCCUCAACUACAGCGCCCUCACCUCCUUCGCUAAGUCCUGCCCGGAGGGGGCCCUGACUCGGGUGGGCAGCAUGUUCAAGUCCAAGAGGAAGAAGAUCAAGAUCACGGGGGAAGACCCGACAUACACGGUGCUGUACUUGGGCAACGCUACGACCCUUCAGUCCAAGGGAGAGGGCUGCACGGACCUAGCGGUGAGCAAGAUCUGGAGCAAGAGCGAGAUGGGCAAACACGGCACCAAGAUGAAGCUGACUAUCAGCUCGCAGGGGAUCCGCAUGGUGCACGUGGAAGACAAAGCCAAGCGGCCCGGACACCUGUAUCUGCUGCACCGAGUCACCUACUGCGUGGCCGACCCCCGGCUGCCCAAGAUCUUUGCCUGGAUCUACCGGCACGAGAUGAAGCACAAGGCGGUGAUGCUGCGAUGUCACGCGGUGCUGGUGUCCAAGCCCGAGAAGGCGAAAGCCAUGGCCCUGCUCCUGUACCAGACCUCCGCCAACGCCCUGGCCGAGUUCAAGAGGCUCAAACGGAGAGAGGAUUCCCGGCACCAGCAGCAACAGCUGAUCGGCGAGCACAGCAUCCCCUUAGUGCCCAUGAGGAAGCUCCUCAACGGACAGUCCUGCUACAAACCCCCCGUGGAGCGGAGUCGGAGCGCCCCCAAGCUGGGCUCAAUCACGGAGGAUCAGCAGGGGGAGGAGGAGGAGGAGAGGGCGAUGAGCUUCGAGUGUGAGGAUGUGCUGGAUACCGGGGGUGGAGGGGAGCCUGGGGAGGAGGAGGAGGAGGUGAAGCGGGAGCUGUCUCAGCUCAUCAGUGAUCUCGGGGAGAUGAGUCUGGGCAAUGACUUGCAGACCCUGAAGGCGGACCUGAGAGUGACCAGGCUCCUGUCGGGGGAGAGUACGAGCAGCGAGUCGUCUAUAGAGAGUAACCAGGACUCUGGACUCAUCACCAACGGCUUCGAGGAAUGCAGAGAAGCAGAGACUGUAUGAGAAGGGCCCCCCACUGGCUCAUCCUCACUCACUGACUCUGCCCAGAACACUGACACCUCAUUUAUUCUUCAGCCAACCUGCUUCUUCUUUCCUUUCAUCUUCAGCACAGACCAUUAAGUCGCAGCUUUUCAACCUUUCCGGUACCAUAUUUUAUUGAGACAUUGAUUCCCCGAUGGCACCUUAAUCCUGUACCACAUGUUCAUUACUUUAUGGAAUGGAAGAGCCUAUAGAACCUGUGUGAUUGUCAGGAGGAUCCUUAUUGCUGGCAUAGAGUGAGGAUCUCCAGCUGGAAACCCUCUGCUUGUAUAAUCCUUAUUAGCAGGCUUCAGAUGUUGGGGGUAGUGAUACUAUAGAUCAGGUGGAGGCUCACUGGGCAGACAUCACUGACUAGCUGUAAUGCAUUGUGCUUAAUGGACUUUUGUUAAUGAAAAUGGACAUUUCUGAACUGGUGAUUGUAGGGGAGGAUUGGAAGCACCAUUGGAAUUCACACUGACAGCAAUAUGGGUGCCUGCAAGGGAUCAACUUAGUAUUGGGAGUCAAGGUAUAUGCCAUGAAAACUGAAACCAGGUUCCCUCCGUGGUCAGUCAGAUGACUUUAUAUUGCACUGGGCUGUACACUUUUCUGACACUGGUUUAACUACCCUUUGUGACGGUGAAUGUGUUGAGAUGCAAUAAUGUGUAAGUCCCUGUGUCUCACAGAAUGAAGAGUUGUUGUGGGCAGGAACUCUAAUUACAACUCCAAUAAGAGCUACUUAAUGUAGUAAGACCGCUUUAGAAUAAUUGUAAAAACUGCUUCGCAGUCAUAGACCCCAGCGUCACAGCUGCCCAAAGGAGAAGAGUCGAUCCUGCACAAGGGUCUCCAAAAACCUACAUAAAAGAAUAGGGUUAUAGAAUAGUACUCUUAGGGGCAGAUUUAUCAAGGGUCGAAGUGAAAAUUCAAAUUUUCCAGGUUUUUUUUUUUAGUUGAAAUUUGACUAAGGAAUAGUUAAAAUUAAAUUUUUAAAAAAAAUUAAAUUUUUGAAAUGUAUCAUGUAUGGCCCUUUAAGAAUUCAAAUUCGACAAUUUGCCACCUUAAACCUGCUGAAUUGCUGUUUUAGCCUAUGGGGGAUGACCUUGGAUCAAUUUGGAGUUGUUUACAGCCUUCCUGAAAAUCUUUUUUUUUUUUUUUCCCCUAAGAAAAAACUCCUAAUCAGAUUUGAUUCGAGUUUGCGGGUUGAUCCCAUUCACCCGAGUUUGAAAAAUUUGAAUUUUUUUGAAACAUUUUCAGUGGUCAUUUUUUAUUUGAAUUUGAAGUUGAUGGGAGUUUUUAAAAACUCCUAAGAACUCUAAAUUCGACCCUUGAUACACCUGCCCCUUGGUGAAUUGGCUCUUCACCUUCUGACUAAUAUUCCCCUGAUUUAUAUGCAGUGAAGAUACAGAGAUUAGUGGAAGUUGUGAUACAGAUGUGUAUCUCCUAGUAAGGAAUGUGUGGCAGCAACUGUGAAGCCAUGUAUGCAGUAAAUAAGAUGGUGUGUGCAAUAAUUAUUUUGGGGCCUAAUGCAAGUUCUAUGAACCUGUGGGGCUUAUUCACCAGAGAACAGUAUUAUUUCUAGCACAGCCUAUAAUUACUGUAAUGAAACCUAGUUUCACCCUAAGACCUAGCUUGCAUUACAAGCCAGGCCAAAAUACUUGUGACAUUAAAAAUCUAUAUAAUACAAACACUUGUAUAAUUA
This is a messenger RNA of Xenopus laevis (African clawed frog), 2921 nucleotides long. RefSeq names its product family with sequence similarity 43 member A S homeolog (gene fam43a.S). The record is from RefSeq and is marked predicted. Lineage: Eukaryota; Metazoa; Chordata; Amphibia; Anura; Pipidae.